AUGCUACAGUACCGUGCCGUGGGUCCCCCUCUGGAAAUUAAACUCCUGUCAGGAGAGCUGGAGGAGGUCCACCUUCCUCACUCCCUCUGCCUAGGUGGUUCUGGCCUAGGUGUGCUGGGAGACGCAGUCAGGGCCCUACACGGCGACGACUGUGGCGUUUCCCUGGAAACGUGUGAGCUGACUCGUUUCCACGGAAAGCUCCUAGCGCAGCAAUUCUCUAUAUGGCAGCUGGUGGCGAGUCUGGGUGUCCCGGUGAAGAGCCACUGCGAGGUGCUGAUCUAUGAGCACUGCCCCCGGCCACUGGUCCUCCACACCUUCCUGCUGCCCUCACCCUCCUCAGCUAGGAAGUCGGUGCAGGAGAGUUGGGGUGGUAGGGCCAUCGUCAAGCCUUCCCCCAACCACUCCCUCUGGACUGGCUCUACAUUCCAGCUCUGCAGCUCCACAGCUUGCAACUCCACACCUUCCAGCUCUGCACCUUCCAGCUCCACACCUUCCAGCUCUGCAGCUCCGAACAUUCCACCUUCCCUUAAGAUCACUCCCACAGAGCUGACGCUUUCCUACAGGAACCCCCCAACAUUCUUUGAGGUGUUCGUAAGGAACCCAUUGGAGGAGUUCAAGUUGGAGAUCAAGGAUGCGGAUGACCAUACUGUUUGGGAAGUGGAGCUGAGGCAGGGGGUCGACUAUAACAAGACAAAAGACACAGCUGACACACACACCCCAGAGUCACGCACAGCAACGUCAGAUCUGACGGACCAGCAGCUGAUGAUGGUGGCCAAGCUCAUGGGCAAAGAGUGGAAGCAGGUGGGCAUCAGCUACCUGGGACUGUCCAUGCAGGAGCUGGACAAGAUCCAGGAGGCGGAGCAAGACGUCACCUUGCAGCGCUUCCGCAUGCUGGACCAUUGGAAGAGGCAGCAGAAGGGCAAGGCUGGACCCACAGAGCUGCACCGCUGCCUGAAUGAAGAAGACGUGCCCAAUGCCGUUAGAGACUGCCUGGAAGGGAAGUGA
Messenger RNA from Engraulis encrasicolus (European anchovy), 1005 nucleotides. RefSeq lists its product as uncharacterized. Gene Ontology annotation, molecular function: protein binding. The transcript has 3 exons. The record is from RefSeq and is a predicted model, not a curated record. The coding region runs from base 1 to 1005 and encodes 334 amino acids. Gene Ontology annotation, cellular component: canonical inflammasome complex. Gene Ontology annotation, biological process: signal transduction. NCBI's taxonomy places the organism in Eukaryota, Metazoa, Chordata, Actinopteri, Clupeiformes, Engraulidae.